Naegleria fowleri is the source of this 1083-nucleotide messenger RNA. RefSeq lists its product as uncharacterized. Gene Ontology annotation, biological process: peptidyl-hypusine biosynthetic process. The transcript has a single exon. Gene Ontology annotation, molecular function: deoxyhypusine monooxygenase activity. Bases 1 to 1083 code for a protein of 360 amino acids. The record is from RefSeq and is a predicted model, not a curated record. Lineage: Eukaryota; Heterolobosea; Eutetramitea; Acrasida; Naegleriidae.
AUGAGCGUCUUUGAUCAGGCUUCAUCCUCCUCGAAUUCUAAUGAAGAACUUUCCAACAACAAACACACCUUCAAUGAUCCAUGCGAUGAAUUUGCACCAUUCAGCGAUUCUGAACUCAAAGAACUUUUGCAAAAUGACGAAAUUCCAGUGAGUAAACGGUCCCGAAUGUUAUAUGCUUUGAAACAAUGGACAGAAUCGGAAGACAAGAUGAAAAGAGCUAUUGAUAUUCUGUCGGUUGGAUUCAAAAGUAAAAGUGCUUUAUUGAGACAUGAAAUUGCCUAUGUGAUGGGACAGAUGCGUUCUGAAAUUGCCAUCCCCAUUCUUGAGAAUAUUUUGAGUAAUUUGAGUGAAGACUCAAUGGUACGACACGAAGCUGGUGAAGCCUUGGGUGCCAUCGGAAGUCCUUCUGCUCUGCCAACUCUUGAGAAAUUUGUGAAUGAUCAAUAUAGAGAAGUGAGAGAGACUUGCGAAUUGGCAAUUUUGAAUAUUCAAUAUCAACAAGAAAAGGCCAAGAAUCCACAAAAUAAUCAAGACUCCAUCUUUUCACCAUUCUCGAGUGUUGAUCCUGCACCUGCCUGCUCUGAUGACAAGAAGCUCAAAUUCGAUGACAUUAAGAAUACUUUCCUCGAUUUGAACAAGCCAUUAUUUGAAAGAUAUAAGGCCAUGUUUACAUUGAGAAACAUUGCUUCCCAAUAUCUAGAAUUAGACAAGCACGAUUACAUGUUGUGCUACAAGAGAAAGGCUCAAGCUAUUGAAGUUUUAUGUCAAGGAUUAUUGAAUCCAGAAGAAGGAGCACUUUUCAAACAUGAAGUUGCGUUUGUGUUGGGUCAAAUUCAAGAACAAUCCGCCGCUGACGCUCUCGAGUCAACCUUACGUGACAAGAAUCAGCACGCCAUGGUUCGACAUGAAGCCGCAGAAGCAUUGGGUUCCAUUUCUGAUCCUGAAUCGCUGAAACUUUUGGAAGAAUUCCAAGCCGAUGAAGUUGAAGCUGUGAAGGACUCAUGUGUCGUUGCCAUUGAUAUGCAUAAUUAUUGGUCUGCCUUUUUGUCAUUGCACAAGAACAACGAUGAAGAAGAGCAAUAA